AUGGACAAGGUUGAAUCCUCAUCAAAGCAAAUUUCAAAGCAUGAUGAGGUUACAGUUGCAGAACAGCCAUCGAAUUCAACUUCAAACAAGAAGGAUACUAUUUCUUUCUUUGGGCUCUUUGCUGUAGCUGAUAAAAUAGACUAUUUUUUGAUGUUUGCUGGAAGCAUUGGAGCUUGUAUACAAGGCGCUGUGCUUCCGGUGUUCUUUGUAUUGUUUGGUCGUAUGAUUGAUUCUUUAGGAAAUUUGUCUUCAGAUCCACAGAGAUCGUCUUUUGAGGUGUCUAAGUAUGCUCUCUACUUACUUUAUCUUGGAUUAGUUAUUUGGCUAUCAGCAUGGACUGGAGUAGCAUGUUGGAUGCAAACUGGUGAAAGGCAAACAGCUCGAUUGCGAUUAAAGUAUCUCCAGUCAGUUUUGAGGAAGAAUAUUGACUUCUUUGACAUUGAAGCCGGGGACAAAAAUAUAAUUUAUCACAUUUCGAGUGAUGCCAUGCUCGUCCAGGAUGCAAUAGGUGACAAGAUAUCCCACAGCUUAUGUUAUCUUUCCCAGUUCUUAGUUGGAUUUGCCGUAGGGUUCACGAUGGUGUGGCAGCUUACACUUCUCACCUUGGCUAUUGUUCCUUUAAUAGCCAUCGCAGGAGGAACUUAUACAAUAAUCAUGUCUACCUUGUCUAAAAAGAGUGAAGCUGCCUACGCUGAAGCUGGGAAGGUAGCAGAAGAGGUUAUUUCACAUGUUCGUACUGUGUACUCAUUUGUUGGAGAGGAAAAUGCUGUUGAAGCAUACUCCAAGUCACUUGGCAAUGCCCUCAAACUGGCGAAGAAAACUGGGAUUGUGAAAGGGGUUGGCAUAGGCUUUACUUAUGGGCUUCUCUUCUGUGCUUGGGCAUUACUCCUUUGGUAUGCUAGUAUUCUUGUCAUGCAUGGGGACACCAGUGGUGGAGAAGCGUUCGUUACGAUUAUUAAUGUCAUCUAUAGUGGAUUUGCUCUUGGUCAGGCAGCUCCCAACCUUGCUGCCAUUGCUAAAGGUCGUGCUGCUGCUGCAAGUAUCCUAAGCAUGGUGAAAGAAGAUUUUAACACUUCUAAAGGUUUGGAGGGGGGGAUUGUGUUACCAAGAGUUGAGGGAAAUAUCAAUUUUUGCAAGGUCUGUUUUGCUUACCCUUCUCGACCCACUACGGUCUUUGAAGAUCUGACCUUCUCGGUAUGUGCUGGUAAAAAGUUCGCCGUUGUUGGCCCUAGUGGUUCAGGGAAAAGCACUAUUAUCUCCAUGAUUCAACGAUUUUACGAUCCCACUUCAGGAACUAUUCUGUUGGAUGGGCAUGAUCUGAGGAAGCUACAAUUAAAGUGGUUGAGAUCACAGAUUGGAUUGGUUAGUCAAGAGCCAGCAUUGUUCGCCAGAAGUAUAGCUGAGAAUAUCAUGUUUGGUAAAGAAGAUGCAAAUACGGACGAAGUAAUUGAUGCCGCUAAAGCUGCCAAUGCACAUUCUUUUGUUCAGCAUUUACCUGAUGGAUAUCAGACUCAGGUCGGAGAAGGGGGAACUCAGCUUUCUGGAGGUCAAAAGCAGAGAAUUGCUAUUGCAAGAGCAAUAUUGAGGGACCCGAAGAUACUACUUCUGGAUGAAGCAACCAGUGCUCUUGAUGCGGAAUCAGAACUCAUUGUUCAGCAGGCACUAAAUUCAGUCAUGUCAAACAGGUCAACAAUUAUUGUUGCUCAUAGAUUAUCUACUAUCCGGGAUGUUGAUACAAUAGUUGUUCUUAAAAAUGGUGUUGUCAUCGAAAAGGGGAAACACUCAGAACUGAUGAUUAAAGGUGGGGAGUAUGCAUCUCUGGUUAGCCUUCAAGUGUCAGAACACAACACAAAUCCUAAUUUGGAAAAUAAUAGUACGACAUUUGGACUUUCUAGUACUCAGAAACACAUGGAAACUGAAAACCAUCAGAAGUUUAAGGCAAUCAAUGGAGAGUUGCAACUGGGUAGUCAAAAUCUUGUGGUACCAAGCACUGUUUCGACGACAUCAGUAUGGGACAUAAUCAAACUAAAUGCACCUGAGUGGCCCUGUGCAGUUUUGGGGUCAUUAGGAGCAAUUCUGGCCGGAAUGGAGGCUCCUCUUUUUGCCCUUGCAAUUACACACAUAUUAACUGUAUUUUAUUCUCAUGACGAAUCUCAAAUCAAAAGGGAGGUCCGACAAGUUUCAUUCAUAUUUGUUGGAGUGGCUUUGGUGACUAUCUUUGUAUAUCUAUUGCAGCACUAUUUCUAUACCUUAAUGGGAGAGCGUCUCAUUGCACGAGUCCGCUUAUCAACGUUCUCAGCUAUCCUUUCCCAAGAGAUUGGCUGGUUUGACAAGGAUGAGAAUAGCACUGGAUCACUGGCAUCAAAGUUAGCAACUGAUGCCACAUUAGUACGAAGUGCAAUUGCCGAUCGUCUAUCGACAGUUGUACAGAAUAUUGCACUUGCAGCUACUGCAUUUGUGAUUGCUUUUGCACUAAGUUGGCGCAUUGCAUCAGUGGUGCUUUCUACCUUUCCUCUACUAAUUGGUGCUUUCAUAGCCGAGCAACUAUUUCUUAGAGGAUUUGGAGGUGAUUAUGCUAGGGCCUACUAUCGAGCUACUGAAGUGGCACGUGAAGCGAUUACUAACAUACGAACUGUUGCUGCCUUCGGUGCUGAAGAGCAGAUGUCAGUCCAAUUUGCAGCUGAAUUAGACCGACCAAAAAAGAAUGCUCUCUUACGAGGCCACAUAUCAGGUUUUGGUUUUGGCGUGUCACAGUUCUUUGCAUAUUCUUCAUAUGCUCUUGGUCUUUGGUAUGCAUCUGUACUCAUUAAGGAGAAAAAGUCAAACUUUGGUGAUGUAAUGAAGUCGUUCAUGGUUUUAGUCAUUACUGCGUUGGCCGUGGCAGAAACGCUUGCACUAGCACCUAACUUUGUAAAGGGAUCGCAAGCUCUUGCCUCAGUUUUCGAUAUUCUUCAAAGGAAAACAGCUAUAGACCCUGAUAAUCCCUCAUCAACAGUUGUCACUGAUCUCAAGGGAGAUAUUGAAUUCAGGAAUGUGAGUUUUAGGUACCCUAGAAGGCCUGAUAUUACCAUUUUCAAUGAGUUGAAUUUGAAAGUAUCAGCAGGGAAGAGUGUGGCUAUUGUAGGCCAAAGUGGUUCAGGAAAGAGUACUGUGAUUUCUCUGUUGUUGAGAUUUUACGAUUCAACAUCAGGUGCAAUUUUGAUAGAUGGAUUUGAUAUCAGGAGUUUGAAUCUAAAAGCGCUGCGAAUGAGAAUCAGUCUAGUGCAGCAGGAGCCAGUAUUGUUCUCUACAACGAUUUACGAGAAUAUCAAGUAUGGGAAUAAUGGUGCAUCAGAAAUCGAGAUAAUGAAGGCAGCCAAAGCAGCAAAUGCACACGGGUUCAUCAGUCGAAUGCCAGAAGGUUAUCAAACUCAGGCAGGUGAAAAUGGGGUGCAGUUAUCCGGUGGACAAAAGCAGAGGGUGGCAAUUGCGCGGGCAAUACUUAAAGAUCCAUCUAUUCUUCUUUUGGAUGAAGCAACAAGUGCUUUGGACUCUGAAUCAGAAAAGCAAGUUCAAGAAGCUCUGAAUAAGCUUAUGCAUGGAAGAACAACAAUUUUGAUAGCACAUAGGUUGUCUACAGUACAAGGUGCCGAUACUAUCACUGUCCUACAGCGUGGGGAGGUAGUCGAAAGUGGCAGCCACGAGCAGCUCAUUAGUAAUCCUGGAAGCAUCUAUUUUCAAUUGGUCAGUCUACAAUAUGAAAAGGGUGCAAAAACCUCAGAAUAA
Fraxinus pennsylvanica is the source of this 3765-nucleotide messenger RNA. The record is from the annotation of a GenBank genome assembly. NCBI's taxonomy places the organism in Eukaryota, Viridiplantae, Streptophyta, Magnoliopsida, Lamiales, Oleaceae.